Molecule: messenger RNA, 537 nt
Organism: Physella acuta
Lineage: Eukaryota; Metazoa; Mollusca; Gastropoda; Physidae
Product: mucin-5AC-like
Source: RefSeq, a predicted model, not a curated record
AUGAGGGAUUGUCUAGCAGAGUAUGCCGGCAACAACUGCAAGCCUGGGGAUGAAGAUAGGGUUUACAAUGCAGUGAAAAGUAUUUUAUCAACGCUGCAUGCAUUUAUUUGCAAGCCGGAGGAGACCACCAUCAAUACCACCUCUAGCCCCACAGUCACGACCGACAGGACCACGACGACUAGCUAUGUCACGACUCAGGAAACUACCGGCAAACCAAACGAUACACUCACCACCCGGAUUGUCCAUGAUGCUACCACCACAUACCCCCGCACCACCACGACCUCAGCUUCAACCAACGCAGCAGGUACCACCGCUACAACUCAAACAUCGGCCACCACUGUAGACACAACAUCACCGAACCAAGCCACCACUUCGCAAGCCCCACCUAAUGUUGAAUACGAGUGUUACAAAUGUAACAGUGGCUGCAACAUGAACAAACCAAACCGCAAGUGUCCCGCCAACGGUAAAAUGAGGUUCAACACACCGACCAUCAAGUGCACCGGCCCGUGUGUUUCAUUUGUCAACACAACCAGUUAG